CUCCUGCCUGCGGGACCCACACCACUGCCGAGAUGGCCGGGGCGUCUGUGAAGGUGGCGGUGAGGGUCCGCCCCUUCAACUCCCGGGAGAUGAGCCGUGACUCCAAGUGCAUCAUCCAGAUGUCAGGAAGCACCACCACCAUUGUGAAUCCCAAGCAGCCCAAGGAGACACCCAAGAGCUUCAGCUUUGACUACUCCUACUGGUCACAUACUUCGCCGGAGGACAUCAACUACGCCUCCCAGAAGCAGGUGUACCGUGACAUCGGGGAGGAGAUGCUGCAGCACGCCUUCGAGGGCUACAACGUGUGCAUCUUCGCCUAUGGGCAGACGGGAGCCGGCAAGUCGUACACCAUGAUGGGCAAGCAGGAGAAGGACCAGCAGGGCAUCAUUCCACAGCUCUGCGAAGACCUCUUCUCUCGAAUCAAUGACACGACCAACGACAACAUGUCCUACUCAGUGGAGGUCAGCUAUAUGGAGAUUUAUUGUGAGCGUGUCCGUGACCUCCUGAACCCCAAGAAUAAGGGGAAUCUGCGCGUCCGGGAGCACCCGCUGCUUGGGCCCUACGUGGAGGACCUGUCCAAACUGGCAGUCACCUCCUACAACGACAUCCAGGACCUCAUGGACUCAGGGAACAAGGCCAGGACUGUGGCAGCCACAAACAUGAAUGAAACCAGUAGCCGUUCCCACGCCGUGUUCAACAUCAUCUUCACCCAGAAGCGCCAUGAUGCAGAGACUGACAUUACCACGGAGAAAGUGAGCAAGAUCAGCCUCGUGGAUCUGGCGGGGAGCGAGCGAGCCGACUCCACCGGUGCCAAGGGCACACGUCUCAAGGAAGGGGCCAACAUCAACAAGUCCUUGACUACACUGGGGAAGGUCAUCUCUGCCCUGGCUGAAAUGGAUUCUGGGCCCAAUAAGAACAAGAAAAAGAAGAAGACUGAUUUCAUCCCGUACCGAGACUCUGUGCUGACCUGGCUCCUCCGGGAGAACCUGGGUGGCAACUCCAGGACUGCUAUGGUGGCAGCCCUGAGCCCUGCGGACAUCAACUACGACGAGACCCUCAGCACGCUGAGGUAUGCGGACCGGGCCAAGCAGAUCCGCUGCAACGCCGUCAUCAACGAGGACCCCAACAACAAGCUGAUUCGGGAGCUCAAGGACGAGGUGACGCGGCUGCGGGACCUGCUCUACGCCCAGGGCCUGGGUGACAUCACCGACAUGACCAACGCUCUGGUGGGCAUGAGCCCCUCCUCCUCGCUCUCCGCCCUGUCCAGCCGCGCAGCCUCUGUGUCCAGCCUCCACGAGCGCAUCUUGUUUGCUCCAGGCAGCGAGGAAGCUAUUGAAAGGCUGAAGGAGACAGAAAAGAUCAUUGCCGAGCUCAACGAGACCUGGGAGGAGAAGCUGCGGCGGACGGAAGCCAUUCGGAUGGAGAGGGAAGCGCUGCUGGCGGAGAUGGGCGUGGCCAUGCGGGAGGACGGCGGCACCCUGGGUGUGUUCUCCCCCAAAAAGACACCGCAUCUUGUCAACUUGAAUGAGGACCCGCUGAUGUCCGAGUGUCUCCUCUACUACAUCAAGGACGGGGUCACCAGGGUGGGCAGAGAGGACGCGGAGAGGCGGCAGGACAUCGUUCUCAGCGGACACUUCAUCAAGGAAGAGCACUGUAUCUUCCGGAGCGACUCCCGGGGCGGCGGCGAAGCUGUGGUGACCCUGGAGCCCUGUGAGGGGGCAGACACGUAUGUCAACGGCAAGAAGGUCACAGAGCCCAGCAUCCUUCGAUCAGGGAACCGCAUCAUCAUGGGCAAGAGCCACGUGUUCCGGUUCAACCACCCUGAGCAAGCCCGCCAGGAGCGCGAGCGGACGCCCUGUGCGGAGACGCCCGCGGAGCCCGUGGACUGGGCCUUCGCCCAGCGGGAGCUGCUGGAGAAGCAGGGCAUCGACAUGAAGCAGGAGAUGGAGCAGAGGCUGCAGGAGCUGGAGGACCAGUACCGCCGGGAGCGUGAGGAAGCCACCUACCUGCUGGAGCAGCAGAGGCUGGACUAUGAGAGCAAGCUGGAGGCCCUGCAGAAGCAAAUGGACUCCAGGUACUACCCAGAGGUGAACGAGGAGGAGGAGGAGCCCGAGGAUGAAGUCCACUGGACGGAGCGAGAGUGUGAGCUGGCGCUCUGGGCCUUCCGGAAGUGGAAGUGGUACCAGUUCACGUCCCUCCGGGACCAGCUGUGGGGCAAUGCCAUCUUCCUGAAGGAGGCCAAUGCCAUCAGUGUCGAGCUGAAGAAGAAGGUCCAGUUCCAGUUUGUCCUCCUCACCGACACCCUGUACUCGCCGCUGCCGCCUGACCUGCUGCCCCCAGAGGCCGCCAAGGACCGAGAGACACGCCCCUUCCCCCGCACCAUCGUGGCUGUGGAGGUCCAGGACCAGAAAAAUGGGGCCACACACUACUGGACACUAGAGAAACUCAGGCAGCGCCUGGACCUGAUGCGGGAGAUGUACGACCGGGCCGCAGAGGUGCCCUCCAGCGUCGUGGAGGACUGCGACAACGUGGUGACCGGCGGAGACCCCUUCUACGACCGCUUCCCCUGGUUCCGGCUGGUGGGCAGGGCCUUCGUGUACCUGAGCAACCUGCUGUAUCCCGUGCCGCUGGUGCACCGUGUGGCCAUUGUCAGCGAGAAGGGCGAGGUGAAGGGCUUCCUCCGAGUGGCCGUGCAGGCCAUCUCAGCUGAUGAAGAGGCCCCUGACUAUGGCUCUGGUGUCCGCCAAUCUGGAACCGCUAAAAUCUCCUUUGAUGACCAGCAUUUCGAAAAGUUCCAGUCUGAGUCCUGCCCUGGAGUGGGCAUGUCACGCUCGGGGACCUCCCAGGAGGAGCUGCGCAUUGUGGAAGGUCAGGGCCAGGGAGCCGAUGCUGGACCUUCAGCUGACGAAGUCAACAACAACACCUGCUCGGCCGUGCCGCCGGAGGGUCUCCUGGACAGCCCUGAGAAGGCUGCUCUGGAGGGGCCACUGGACUCCACCCUGGACCACCUCCGCCUGGGCAGCACCUUCACCUUCCGAGUGACCGUCCUGCAGGCGUCCAGCAUCUCUGCUGAAUACGCAGACAUCUUCUGCCAGUUCAACUUCAUCCACCGUCAUGACGAAGCCUUCUCCACCGAGCCACUGAAGAAUACCGGCAGGGGCCCUCCGCUCGGCUUCUACCACGUUCAGAACAUUGCAGUGGAAGUGACCAAGUCCUUCGUCGAGUACAUCAAGAGCCAGCCCAUCGUGUUUGAGGUCUUUGGUCACUACCAGCAGCACCCUUUCCCGCCUCUCUGCAAGGAUGUGCUCAGCCCCCUGAGGCCCUCACGCCGGCACUUUCCUCGGGUCAUGCCGCUGUCCAAGCCAGUGCCUGCCACCAAGCUCAGCACGCUGACACGGCCCAGCCCUGGGCCUUGCCACUGCAAAUAUGACCUGCUGGUCUACUUCGAGAUCUGCGAGCUGGAAGCCAACGGCGAUUACAUCCCUGCCAUGGUGGACCACCGUGGGGGCAUGCCGUGCAUGGGAACCUUCCUCCUCCACCAGGGCAUCCAGAGACGGAUAACCGUGACACUGCUGCACGAGACCGGGAGCCAUAUACGCUGGAAGGAAGUGCGCGAGCUGGUCGUGGGACGAAUCCGAAACACUCCAGAAACCGACGAGUCCCUGAUUGACCCCAACAUCUUGUCUCUGAACAUCCUGUCCUCUGGAUAUGUCCACCCAGCCCAGGAUGACCGGCAGUUUCUUGAUUCGGACAUACCUAGGACUUUCUACCAGUUUGAGGCAGCGUGGGACAGCUCCAUGCACAACUCCCUGCUGCUGAACCGCGUCACACCGUACCGGGAGAAGAUCUACAUGACCCUCUCUGCCUACAUCGAGAUGGAGAACUGCACCCAGCCCGCCGUCAUCACCAAGGACUUCUGCAUGGUCUUCUACUCCCGGGACGCCAAGCUUCCCGCCUCCCGCUCCAUCCGAAACCUGUUUGGCAGUGGGAGCCUGCGUGCCACAGAGGGCAACCGUGUGACUGGUGUGUACGAGCUGAGCCUGUGCCACGUGGCGGAUGCUGGCAGCCCAGGGAUGCAGCGCCGGCGUCGGCGGGUGCUGGACACGUCUGUGGCCUACGUCCGGGGUGAGGAGAAUCUGGCGGGCUGGAGGCCCCGGAGCGACAGCCUGAUCCUAGACCACCAGUGGGAGCUGGAAAAGCUCAGCCUGCUGCAGGAGGUGGAGAAGACGCGGCACUACCUGCUCCUGCGGGAGAAGCUGGAGACCACCCAGCGGCCGGGCCCCGAGGCGCUGUCCCCCGCCUCCAGCGAGGACUCCGAGUCCCGCAGCUCCUCCGGAGCUUCCUCUCCGCUGUCGGCUGAGGGGCGGCCCUCACCUCUGGAGACUCCCAAUGAGAGGCAGCGGGAGCUGGCGGUCAAGUGCUUGCGCCUCCUCACACACACGUUCAACAGAGAGUACAGCCACAGCCACGUCUGCGUCAGUGCCAGCGAGAGCAAGCUCUCAGAGAUGUCUGUCACCCUGCUUCGGGACCCGUCCAUGUCCCCUCUGGGGGCAGCCACGCUCACCCCCUCCUCCACCUGCCCCUCCCUGGUUGAAGGGCGCUAUGGUACCCCUGGUGUGAGGACCCCACAGCCCUGCUCCCGGCCGGCCAGCCCCGAGCCUGAGCCACUGUCAGAGGCUGACUCCAGGAAGCUCCCGUCCCCCGCCCUAGCGUCCCAGGCAGACAAGGAGCCCCAGCGCCUGCUGGUCCCUGACAUCCAGGAGAUCCGGGUCAGCCCCAUCGUCUCCAAGAAGGGCUACCUGCACUUCCUGGAGCCGCACACGUCCGGCUGGGCGAAGCGCUUCGUGGUGGUGCGGCGCCCCUACGCCUACAUGUACAACAGCGACCGGGACUCGGUGGAGCGCUUCCUCCUCAACCUCUCCACCGCCCAGGUGGAGUACAGCGAGGACCAGCAGGCCAUGCUCAAGACGCCCAACACGUUCGCAGUGUGCACGGAGCACCGCGGCAUCCUGCUGCAGGCCAACAGCGACAAGGACAUGCACGACUGGCUGUACGCCUUCAACCCCCUCCUGGCGGGGACCAUCCGGUCCAAGCUCUCCAGAAGGAGGUCUGCGCAGAUGAGGGUCUGAGCCGGCCGGUGCCCCGCGCCCGCCGGCAGCCUGGCGCCCCACCCCGUGCCAUCUUCUCGUGGUCUGCUGCCCAGCCCUCUCCCUCCAGGGGACGCCCUGCGGGGCCAGCGCCAGCACCGUCGGCCGUGCCGCACAGCCCUUGUGCCCCUAGAGGCUCUGCUGUUGUUGUGUCUUCUUCUAAAAUGGCCCUGGGCAGAGUUGGGAGAGGCCAGAAAGGUCAGAGGGCGCAGGGCCCGGGGUGUCGCUGCCGUGCUAAUAUUUUUUUAAGCAUAGACAGACUUAUAAUUAAUAUACACUAGUUAGUGAUGUUGAAAUGGUCCAUUGAGAAAUUAACUAUUAAGACUGUG
Messenger RNA from Dipodomys ordii (Ord's kangaroo rat), 5476 nucleotides. RefSeq names its product kinesin family member 1A (gene Kif1a). Gene Ontology annotation, biological process: microtubule-based movement. The record is from RefSeq and is a predicted model, not a curated record. The transcript is spliced from 47 exons. NCBI's taxonomy places the organism in Eukaryota, Metazoa, Chordata, Mammalia, Rodentia, Heteromyidae. Gene Ontology annotation, molecular function: microtubule motor activity; ATP binding; microtubule binding. Bases 33 to 5129 code for a protein of 1698 amino acids.